UCUCUCUCUCUCUCUCUCUCUCUCUCUCUCUCAGCUUCCUGUAUGAAGCUGCAGUAAGCAGAGCUGAAAGCUGACGCAACACCAGAGAACUCGGAUCUCCAGUAAGAACCUGACGAUGAGCAAACUGGGGACACUGAACGAAAUGGACCACCUGAAGAGGUCAGGAUUUGGCGGAUAUUACCCGAGACACGGUCUCAAACUGCUGUACUGGUUCGCCAAGGACUUCAUCACAUUUGAUAGGAGCAACAAUAUCACCUCUACGUAUCAUCCAGAGAGAGGAGACUUCGGCUUCUGCUACUUCCAGAACAGAUUAGACCAGAACGUUAAACUGCUGCCGGACGUGGUCCACAAGUACUACGAGGUGGGCAACCUGAGCUCUUCAGGAAGACACGAUUUCCCUGAUUAUGUCACUGAAGACUACACCGGUGAUGAGGACGACAGUAACAUGGACCGCAUCAUCAUUAGCAUCACCAAAAUGAAUGAUAACGUUAAGUGGUUUGAGAUGGUUUACGUGACUGAACAUAUCGAUCUGAAAAACUUCAACCGUAAAGCCACCUACCGCAUCAGCAAGGGUCUCCUGAAGCACAUCAGGAACCUGCAGUUGGAGGAGUUUCUAGAACUGGCUGGAUAUCAGGGAGAAGUUGUUCACCAACUUGUGAUGAUCGAUGACCCCGGAGUCGCUGAGAACCAUGUAACGAUUGCAGUAUCAUCUGAUUCAGACAGUGAAAGCGACAGCUUUAUGAAUGAGCAGAUGUAUGAAUCUACACGGAGCAGAAGGAGAAACAGACGCUGUGAAUGUACUAUACUUUAGAAUUAUACAAUUUUACAUCCCAAAAUCUGGACCAAAUACAUAUGUUUUUGUUGCAUUGUGUACACUGCAGUGAAUGGUCCAAAAACUCAUGCAAUUUUGCACAGGCAUGGGCUUGGGCUCCCAUAGUGCCUCCCUGUACACUCAUUGACGUCCUCAUAAAGAAAAGGGAUUACUUGAUUUUAUCUGACUGUCCAACAGGAAGUCAGCCAUUUUGGCAGUUAUUCAACUUGACUUGACUUAAAAAUGUUCUGCUGCUUUUCAUAUUUUUAGCUACAAAAGUGUUUUUCUCGCUGCAAUCAAAUCAAACCAUGGUUCAGUUGAUCUGAACCGAGUUCUUGUCUGACAAAUGUUGGUCUUGGGGUCAAGACCAUUGUUUGUGGGACCAUUCACACCUGCUGUUUUGGUUUAGACCAAACUACAUUUUUUUAUCUAAAAAUCUGCCCCACUCAAGCUCUAUAUGUGAAAGCACAGCACCUUAUUCCUAGUCCACACUACACAAUUUUUAGUUGCCAACUGUUUUAGAGGCACAUUGACAAUCCCUCAGUGCUACAGUCGAGUACAGCCGCUGUAUGACCGCUGAUGAGUCACAGACGCUCAGCAAACAUCUAUCAGCUUUGACAUCUAGACCAGUCAGCAACUGUGAGUCAAAAACUGCGCCUACCUCCCUACCUACAUCCAAAUAUUGAUAUACAGCUACGGAAAAAAAUAACCAAUUAAAAAGACUACUUAGAAAUUAUGAGAUUUCUUUUUAUUUUACCAAACUGAAAACCUCUGGAAUAUAAUCAAGAGGAAGACGGAUGAUCACAAGCCAUCAAAUCAAGCUUGAACUGUUUACAUUUUUGCACCAGGAGUAAAGCAGCAUAAAGUUAUCCAAAAGCAGUGUGUAAGACUGGUGGAAGAGAAAAUGCCAAUAUGCAUAUCAUAUCAUAUAUGCAUAACAUGCCAAUAUGCAAUCACAUGCCAUGUGAUUAAAAACCAGAGUUAUUCCACCAAAUAUUGAUUUCUGAUCAACUGCUGUGUUACCAGUAUAGGGUAUGUUUUUUCCCACCAGCUUGACCAUCAAAAACCAGCAUAAAUCAUCUGAAACCAACUAUUUCUAGAGAUUCUCAUGCAGUUGGGAAGAAGAUUUGCUUUGUUUAUGGAUUUUUUCACUUUUGAAUAUGAUAUAUAUAUUUGCUGAUACAAAUUAUUAGAACAAAACCUGUAUCAAAAUAUAUAUUUUUUUACACUGUAUGUUUAAAUAGUUUUACAUAUUUUCAUGUGUUUACUGUUUUCUAUGCAUAUAAUAAACUGUGCAGUCUUUUAUGUCAAGAAGGUAGAUAAAUUAGUGAGCUAUGAAUUAAAUAUUACUGUUAGCUGCCAGUCUAGCUAUUAUGGUUAUAGUAGAUAAUUGAAGACACAUUAAUUGUAAUACAUUAUUAAAGACAUAUCAAUCUAAAACAUGUUGUUGGUUCUAGGAGGCAGUAUGAGGACUAUUAAUAUUUUUGACACUGUUAAUAUUAUUAAUACCAUGACA
Molecule: messenger RNA, 2327 nt
Organism: Astyanax mexicanus (Mexican tetra)
Lineage: Eukaryota; Metazoa; Chordata; Actinopteri; Characiformes; Acestrorhamphidae
Exons: 2
Coding region: 116-811 (231 amino acids)
Source: RefSeq, a predicted model, not a curated record